Molecule: messenger RNA, 2192 nt
Organism: Aegilops tauschii subsp. strangulata
Lineage: Eukaryota; Viridiplantae; Streptophyta; Magnoliopsida; Poales; Poaceae
Source: RefSeq, a predicted model, not a curated record
AGGGAGUACUAUCUAGCCACCAAUCCUCAGAGGAAACUUCAUGAAGACUACCAGCAGUUUCUAAGGGCACUGCGUUGUGUCGGUUGUAGCAAAGUGGAGUUUAAAGACGACUCAUUUUCACGUAAGAAAAGCUUACGUGUCCUGGAACUCAUAGGGAGCUCCGUGCGGAAGCUACCAGACUCCAUCUGUCAACUGAGCCAUCUGGGGUAUCUUAAGAUAUCAGAAUUCACUGGACUGAUUACUCUGCCAGAGUCCUUUGGGCAUCUGAAAAAUCUGUUCCACAUUGACUUAUCAGGCUGCUCUGAUCUACUAAACCUGCCGGAGUCAUUCGGGAAGCUAAUAUGCUUAGUUCAUGUCAACUUAUCAGGCUGCUACGGGUUACUAAACCUACCUGAAUCGGUUGGGAAGCUUGUCAAUCUGGUGCACAUCAAUUUGUCAAGCUGCUCUCGGCUUGCAAAUCUUCCCGAAUCAUUUGGGGAUCUUUUGAACUUGUCCCAUGUCAAUCUGUCACGCUGCCAUGGACUGGCAGAGCUUCCGGAACCGCUCCAGAAGCUAGGCAAACUGAUACACCUGGAUUUAUCAUUCUGGUCUUGUUUUGAAGGGAUUGGGGAACGCCUUGGUAGGCUCAUCCAUCUCGAGCAUUUGAACGUGUCGCACCCUUGCUGUCAUCUUCCUCAACACCGCUCUCAUCUCCAAGGGCUAAAGGAUGGUCUGUGCAAGCUCACCAACCUCCGGUAUCUGAACUUGUCAGCGUGCCUGAAUCCUAUCUUUUACUACCAUGGAGAGUCACAAGAGGACAAUCUCAAAUACCUUGGAGAGUGUGUCAGCGGUCUUUCCAGCCUAGAACAUUUGGACCUGUCUCAUCACACAUUUCUUUUUGGUCUGCCUGCGAGUCUAGGUGACCUCAACCACCUGCACACACUUGAUCUCUCAGGCUGCAUCAGACUCAAGAAGGUUGGUGAAAUGAAGCCUCUCAAGGUUAUAGAUCUGAGGAAGUGCCGGGGUCUAGAGAGUUGCCAAUUUGUGGUUCACAUUGUUGACGAUGAGAAUGCGUAUAGCAGCAGCAACAUUGUUCAGCUGGAGGUGGUAAGUUGCCAAGAGCUCCAGAUAAGCUGCCUAGAAAAGGUCAAGUCUAAAGAUGAAGCACAGAGAUUCAAAUUGAUGGAGAAACAUAAGCUUCAAAAAUUGAAGCUUUCUUGGACUUUGGACACUGUCGGGCGAGUGGAGCACAGUGCUUUGUUGAGGCAAUUAGUGCCACCACCUAAUCUGCAGUGCCUUGAGGUUAACGGUUACGCCGGAACAUGCCUCCCGGAGUACUUGGGUGAGCUCAACUCUCUCCAGGAACUCAAGAUCGUCCGCUGCAGGCACCUCAACGCGUUACCGGAUAGCAUGCAGAAACUCACCAGCCUCAAGGAUCUGUGUAUUUUUGACUGUCCGGAAUUGGACAAGUGGUGUCAGGUUGAGGAGAACAAGAAAUUGCUGGCGCAGAUUCCCAACAAAAAUUAUGAGGAACCUGCUAGUACUAGCAGGCAGGAGAUUGUGGAGGAUGAGACAUCGGGCAACGAGGUGGAGGCGGCAUAGGAAGAUGCAGUGGCAAUGGAUUGUGUUUGUUGUGAUGAAAUUUUUUUGCAGUAGAAUGAAAAAAAUUACCAGCUAUUCUUGUAACGUAUGUUCGCCUGAAAACUCUUUCAGGCAGCAAAACAUGAUGAUUUGAUUUUGGACAGCUUCUUUCCGCAUUCUGUACAAUUAAUCAUUUAAUCCGAGAUCUUGAGCGUAAUUUAUAUGCUGUGUAAUGCUCAGUUGAACCCUUGAAUCUUGCCACGUUUGUCACCCAAUGUAAGUAAGUUCAUACUACUGGGCAUGUGCUAUAAAAUUCGGUUUGGUAAUAUUUCAGUUCUUUUUUUUUUAGGAACCGGCAGGAGCACUGCCUUUUUCUUAUAGAAGAGAUGGCGAAAGGACGCAAUUUACAGAGGGCGAGCGUUUUUAGGGAACGUCGCAGAAACCACAAAAAGACCGACCUAGAAACUAGAUUAACAAAUGCCUGCGGUUGGCAGGCUGCCAGCAAACGCCAGGUCACGCUGAUUGAUUGCGUCUAGGGCGAGAGCCGCCACCUCGCGAUGCGCCAGCCUCUGUCCAGUGAACACCCGCCUAUUUCGCUCCUUCCAUAUCGACCAUAUCGUGUAGAUGAUUCU